AUGGCCGAAUACCACAGUUCGAUCACAAUGCGACCAACUUUCAACCGAACCAUGCACUCCCAAUCCACGACCACUUAUGGAAGUACAAUUUCUGGAGGAACUAGCCGUACAAUGAAAGUGACUGAGGUUGCUGGAUCAGCUCUGACCUCUGGAGUGUCACCAUUCGGAGGAAAUGCUGCAUCUUCAAUACGCGAAUCACGUGCUCGUGAGAAGAAGGAGAUGAGCGAGCUUAAUGACCGCCUUGCUAGCUAUAUUGAAAAAGUCCGAUUUUUGGAAGCCCAAAAUCGUAAAAUGGAAAAGGAUCUUGAUUUGCUUCGCGGAAAAUGGGGCCAAGAUUCAACCAGCGUCAAAGUUAUGUUCGAGACUGAAUUGAGAAGCGCCAGCGAAUUGAUCCAAGAUUCGGAGAAAGAUCGUGCUAAGCUUGAGGAUGAGAUCCGUAAACUCACCUCUGAACAUAACAAUUACCGUAACAAAAUGCAUGAGGCCGAAAGGGCUCAUGACGUGACGAAAAAGGAAUUGGACGAUGUUCUUGCUCGACUUGGAGCACUUGAAUCUGAAAUUGACCUUCUCAAAAGAAGAAUCAGCUUGUUCGAAGAGAACGUCGGUCAUUUGAAACGUGAAAACCACCGAUUAAUUGGAGAACUUCAACAAGCCAGGAAUGCUGUUGAACACGAAACAUUGAACCGCAUCGACUAUCAAAACCAGGUUCAGACACUCUUGGAGGAAUGCGAUUUUGUCAAAAGGGUCCACGACUCGGAAAUCCAUGAUCUACUCAUAAUGGCAUCUCGUGAUACUACUAUUGAAAACCGCGAAUACUUUAAGAAUGAACUUUCCUCGGCUAUUCGCGACAUUCGUAAUGAAUACGAUCAAAUUAACAAUGUUCAUCGAACUGAUAUUGAGUCAUGGUAUAAGCUCAAGGUUCAAGAAAUUCAUACCCAAGCUUCAAGAACUAACCUGGAACAGAAUUAUGCGAGAGAAGAAGUGAAACGGCUUCGAACCACUCUCGGAGAUAUGCGAGGAAAGAUGGCCGAUAUGGAAGGAAGAAACUUGUUACUUGAAAAACAAAUUGAUGACUUGAAAUAUCAAAUGGAAGAAGAUAUGAGAUCGUACGAGCAGGCGUUGAUUGAUAAGGAUACCAACAUCAAUAAGAUGAGAGAUGAAUCCAAGAUUCUCAUGGUUGAACUUCAAAUGCUCAUUGAUACUAAACAGACCCUUGAUGCCGAAAUCGCCAUUUAUCGCAAGAUGCUUGAAGGAGAGGAGAAUCGCGCAGGACUUCGUCAGCUUGUCGAGCAAGUUGUCAAAACAACAUCGAUUUCUCAAACAAAAGAACUUGAGAGCAUGAGAGUACUCAAAGGAGAAACAACCACCCAUUCAUCCUACUCAAGAUCUGCCAAGGGUAAUGUGGUUAUCCAGGAAGUAUCCCCUGAUGGCAAAUAUAUUGCCGUUGAGAACAUUUCCAGAAAAGAUGAAAACAUUGGUGAUUGGAAGCUUCGUCGAAAAGUGGCUGGAAAACGCGAAAUUGUGUUCACUUUCCCUCGCGAUUUCAUUUUGAAACCGCAGAAAAUUGUCAAGAUCUUUGCACGAGGCCAGGGAGUCUAUUCGCCACCAGACAGCCUUGUUUAUGAUGGAGAGGAUAACUUUGGCACUGGUACUGAUGUGCAGACUAUCCUCUACAAUAGAGAAGGAGAGGAGCGCGCCUCACACAGUCAGCGUGCCUCGCAUACUUAA
This is a messenger RNA of Caenorhabditis bovis, 1728 nucleotides long. Lineage: Eukaryota; Metazoa; Nematoda; Chromadorea; Rhabditida; Rhabditidae. The record is from the annotation of a GenBank genome assembly.